UGUAAUUCCAGAACUACCCCUAGGAUUUCAGUGAAAGAGAGGAGAAGAGAGAGAAAGUGGAGUUUCCAUGGCUGUUGCUGCUAUUUCCUACGUUACAACAACAACAACAGUUAUUACUAUAAGAUGCCCUAAUUACAAUAUCCAUCAGAAGAAGAACAAGUUCGGAUUUUGCAGUCAAAGAAACUCUCAGUUUUCUUCAAUCAACAAUGGAAAAACAUCAACAACAUUGUCCAUCAUCACCUGUUCUGCCUCCAACAAGCCCUCCUCAUCUUCUCCUUCUCCAAUCAGUUCUACAGCCAAGAUACGAAGUGAAGUUCUGUCUCCCUUUCGAACCGUACGGAUGUUCUUUUAUCUUGCUUUCAUUGCCAGUGGUGCUCUUGGAGGAUUAAUAGCCACCACACAAUUGAUUGCUGCACUAACAAAUUCAUCAAGAGCACCCUUAGUCCCUGACAUUUUGAAGGGUCUUGGCAUAGACAUUGGAGCAGUGGCUAUUUUUGCAUUCCUAUAUUCUAGGGAAAGUAGUGCUAAGAAUGCACAAUUGGCUAGGCUCACAAGAGAGGAAAGCUUAUCAAAUCUCAAGCUCCGUGUGGAUGAAAAGAAGGUUAUUUCUGUCAACGAUUUGAGAGGGAUUGCUCGUCUUGUCAUCUGUGCUGGCCCUGCACCCUUCAUUGCAGAGUCUUUCAAACUUAGUCAACCUUUCACUCAGGGUCUUUUGGAUCGAGGGGUGCUUGUGGUGCCUUUUGUUACAGAUGGAGAAUUACCUAGUUUUGAGUAUGAAGAAAGUGAAGAGAUGAAGGAUAUAACCAUCAAAAGGAAGAGACUCUGGCAGCUAGUUCCUGUUUAUGUGUCUGAAUGGUCCAAGUGGUUAGAUGAACAAAAGAAGCUGGCUGGUGUCUCCCCUGAAUCUCCAGUGUAUUUAUCCCUACGAAUGGAUGGCCGGGUACGUGGCAGUGGUGUUGGUUACCCUCCUUGGAACGCCUUUGUUGCACAACUACCACCAAUAAAGGGAAUGUGGACAGGUCUUCUUGAUGGCAUGGAUGGAAGAGUUCUUUGAAUAAGAUCUCCUUUUUCCUGUUUUACAAAGAUUCAAUUAGAGCCUUAAGGACCAUUAAGAGAAACAAAGAUUCUGUCAAGAGAAGAGAAAAAGAAGCCUCAAUCAUGUGUCACACAUUUAAUAUGGAUUACUGGUGCUUUCUUAUGGUGGUGGAAUUGGUUUAUCCCUUACAGAUUUACCAUGGAAGAACUCACAAUGUCAUGCAGCUUAUACCGGCAACUUUGCUGUAGUCCAAGAUGUGGUUCGAUGGUUCAUGCGAAGCCUGCAGAAACUGAAUUACAAGUUCCAUUGGAUAUACAAACAUUGAUCUAGUAACUAUCACACAUAUCACCCUACUGAUUAAGGUGUUUCAGAAAACUCUUACUCCAGGAAAUUUUUGCUUCUUGUGAACAAUGCAAUUUGUGUAUUGUUGUAAAGCCAGCAAGUUAGAUCCAAGUUCCCAUAAAUUUUGAAACAGACAAUUCCAAAUUUGGAUACUCUGUUCUUGGUUUGUGUUUGCUUGUUUCUUCAUUUCAUAACUCAUAUGGUGGAUAUGAACCAUUAGCAUAGUCAUUAUCAAAUAUCCAACUUUGACAUAAAAAUAGUUGUUAAUUUGUUAUGUACAGAAGUGUAACUCAUUUAGUUAUUGUAUCUUCUGCAUUUUGAAUGUUGCUUUCUAGAUUGUAAGGGCAAAUAUUAAGGCAUUUUUUUUCAA
Vitis riparia (riverbank grape) is the source of this 1748-nucleotide messenger RNA. RefSeq names its product protein LOW PSII ACCUMULATION 1, chloroplastic. The record is from RefSeq and is a predicted model, not a curated record. Lineage: Eukaryota; Viridiplantae; Streptophyta; Magnoliopsida; Vitales; Vitaceae. The transcript is spliced from 7 exons. Bases 68 to 1054 code for a protein of 328 amino acids.